Messenger RNA from Caenorhabditis angaria, 1158 nucleotides. NCBI's taxonomy places the organism in Eukaryota, Metazoa, Nematoda, Chromadorea, Rhabditida, Rhabditidae. The record is from the annotation of a GenBank genome assembly.
AUGUUUGAUUGGUUGGUAACAGCUCAACUUGUAGCAUUUGCUGGAUUCGUUUCAACAGUUAUUUUUGAUACAGUUCUAAUCGUUUUGACUUUAUUUAUAAAACGAACUCUUGGCUAUUACAAAUAUCUUAUAAUUACUUUUGCCUUACUCGGAAUGUGUUUUUCUGCAAUUGAUUAUUACCUUCAUCCAAUUCUUCAUAGUCACAAUGAUGGUUUUAUAUUUUUCAGUUCAGAAAAUAAUUUCAAUAGAAAUGUGAGAGAUAUUUUGAUAGGUAAAAAGUUUGAAGAUUUCGAAAAAAAUUCAAUUUUAUAUUCUCAGCCUUGUAUCCAGCAUUUUAUUCGUCAACUGUUUCAAUGUUGACAAUACAGUAUAUUUAUCGAUAUUGGGCAAUUUUUCAGUGAGUUUUCAUAGAAAAAAAGAGUUCUAAUAUUUUUUAGUGUUCAUCGUCUUCGAUAUUUCAAAAAUUGGAGAUUAGUUUUUUGGUUAGUUUAUGUUGUUAUAAUAAGUAUGGAGCAUACAUUUGCUAUGACUUAUUUUGCAAAAUUUGAUAAUUAUUCUAUAAGUUAUAUGUCAAACACUAUAAUGGAUUUUUACAACAAAAAUAUUUUAGAUUUGUCAGGAAUUGCGGUUGUUGUAUAUGUUAGUUUUAAACUCUCAUGAAAUCUCUUGAAUAUUACAAUUUUGUAGGAUGUGAACGGGAAUUUUAGAUGGAAAAAUGUAUUUUAUGUGAUAAAUGCAUCACUUUCCACAUUCUCUCAAUAUUGUAUUAUGAUUUAUACUGGAACUGUGAUGAACAAAAAAAUGGAUAAUGUUAUUCAUGUUUUUUCUCCACAACUUCAACGAGUUAAUCGGCAAAUUUUCAAAACAUUAGUUGUUCAGAUGGUUUUUCCAACAAUCCUAUUAUUUGUGCCAGUGUUCAUAACUUAUUUGGUACCGUUUUUUAGAUUGAAAAUUGAUAUUCCAAGUGGAAUAUUUACAUGUUCACUUGGAAUUUAUCCAGCUAUCGAUUCUCUUUUUCUGUUCCUUUUUGUUUCAGAAUACAAGAAUGUUUUUAAAAGUGAGUUUGAAGAGAGAAAUAACAAAAGUUCAACUUUUUAUUUCUCACAUUCAGAGUUUGGAAAAAAGCCGAAACAACGAAUAUUCUCAAAUGUGGGAUAA